CACAUGCCAAUAGGCGCGACAGAUAAAAAAACUCACACUAUUUCUAGGUCCCUGAAUUUAAGAAAAUAAACACAUGUUCAGCAAUAUGAAGGUUACCAACAAACUUGACAUUCGUCAUGUUUUAUUGGUCAUAUUUCUUUUGGUUUUGUUGUACUGGCUUUUAAUGACAGGACCUGAGCAAAAGAAAAGCGAGAUAAAGGAGGGAGAGAAAAGUGGAAUAACGAUUGUGGAGUUGCAGGCGAAGAUUAAUGAAUUGCGAGAGCAUGAAGUGAUCCUAAAAUCUAGUUUUGAACAAGAAAAAGAAGAACACAAAGCUGAAUUAGGCAAAGCACAAAAUACAAUAAAAAUCUUAAAAGAGAAUCUACAAAAAAGCAAAAAAAUGGAUGAUCUGGACAAAAAAAUCAAUGAAAAUUCCAUAAAAUCAGAUGCUUUAGAAAAAGAAAAUAUGGAAUUAAAAGAGAAGUUAGCAGCCAAAGAUAAAACUACACAAUUAGUUCAACAAGUGACUACCAAACCAUUUGUUGGACUAAAAUUAGUUCAUUUUGACCUAAAAGGUGCCCCACCAAAGGUUGAUUAUUUAAUAAAGGUAAUGCAGCUAUCAAAAUCUUAUGGUGCCAAUGGUUUCUUGAUUGAAUAUGAAGAUAUGUUUCCUUGGAAGGGAGACCUUCGGAUGUUGGCACAAAAAAAUGCAUACUCAGAAAAAGAUAUCAAACAUCUUUUAAAAAGUGCAAAGGAGCAGGAUUUAAUUGUAAUUCCUCUGGUGCAAUCUUUUGGUCACUUGGAAUUUGUUUUGAAGCAUAAAACUUUUUCACAUCUAAGAGCAAAUAAGGAAAUUACAAACUCUGUUUCUGCUUUAAAUAAUGGAUCAGUUGGACUUGUAAAAAGCUUGAUUGACCAGAUUAUUGCAUUACACCCAGAUUCAAAAUAUAUACAUUUAGGUGGUGAUGAAGUGUGGAACAUGAAAACAUGUGAUCAAUGUCUUAGUAGCAAUAUGACUGACACAGAACUUUUUAAACAUCACAUGAUACCACUUUUUAAGUACUCUCAAACAAAGAAAAAUUUUAAUGGUGAAAAACUUCAGCCAAUUAUUUGGGAUGAUAUGAUGAGGAAGUGGUCUGUCAAAGAUUUAAAAGAAAUGUCAAAAUAUGUCACACCUAUGGUAUGGGCAUAUGUUGCAAAUUUAGACAACUACAGCCAUUUUCCAGAUGAUAUUUGGAAACGCUAUUCAGAAGGUUUUCCUGAAAUAUGGUUGGCUAGUUCUUUUAAAGGUGCCCUUAAACCAUGGUCCAAUUUUGUUCCAAUCCAACAGCAUCUAAAUAACCAUCUAUCUUGGUUAAAAAUAACAACCACUUUGCAAGGAAAAGGAAUAAAAGUAACAGGUAUAGCACUUACAGGUUGGAGUAGGUUUGAUCAUUACGGCCCUUUAUGUGAGCUACUUCCAGCAGGCAUACCAUGUUUAGCUCUGUGUUUAACUGUGCUAAGCAAAGGCAAGUUUGAUGACAGGAUUCAUGCAGAUGUUUCAGAAAAGUUAGGGUUUACUAAAGUCUUCAAGAUUGAUGUUACAAAUUUCAAAGGAUAUACGCCAGAAGAAGCAAAGUUCCCUGGAGCAGAUGUAUACAAAUUGGCCGGUGGUGUUGAAAAUGCAUUGGGGUGGCGAGAUUGGUCAUUGGUGCGUGAGAUCGGUUGGACACGCCCGUUUCAUUUAAAACGUAAACAUGCUGGGUUCUUUGCAUUAAACACAACUAUUAGUGGGUUAAAUAAAAGUAAUUUACUGUUACGUUCUGUGAAAGAGAAAGCCCGUGAUUUGCUGAUCUCUUAUUUUGAGGAUGAUGUUAUUGAUGAAUGGAUUAAAGACAAAAUUGAUCACUAUGUGGACCUUAGUAACAUGACUAUUGAUAAAGUGCAAAAAAUCAUGAAAAAAAUGAUGUUUGACUAGAUUUUUUUAUGAUUUUUAUAUUAUAUCUACUUUUAAUUUUGUCUAUGUUGGUCACAUAAUAUUAUAUUAUAUUCUUUUCAUCCUUUGCCCUUUAUCAUGGUCAAAUUUAAAAAAAAAUGUGAUUUAGCUUAUGCAUUCAAUUUUAAACAAAAACUUAGAUGAUCCAACAGAGAAAUACAAUCACCUCAAACAAUUCAUUAAGUUUGUGUUAUUUUUUUUCUUUUACUCCAUUCACAUAUUUUCACUGGAUAUUGUAUAUGCCUUGAAAUAAGUAAAUUUUGUGUUGUAAUUUUGUGGUGUGUCAGAUAUAUAUUUUUAGCUUGUAAUGGGUGAUAAGUAGCGAUGAUUUUGUCUUUCAUAUAAAGUCUUUCGAGUCUGUGGAAGAUGUACGACUGACUAAAUACUUAUCGUUUAUAUCCUGUUUUUGCACUACACCCUUCACAUACCUGCCACAUUUACACGAUCAUGUAACAUGCAUAAAACAAUUAUGAUCAUGUAGUGCCAGUUGUAUGUGGUAGUACAUGUUUUUAUGUAUUUUUUUCUUCAUAUUUAACCAUGAAUUCUGCUGUUAUAAUUGCACAGAAUGGAAAAAAAAGAAGAAUGUUGAGUGGCUUGCUUGAUAGGUGCAGCUUGAGAUUAUUGUAUUUCAACAGCACUUUGUGAGAUAUUUCUUUUAUACUCCUCUAAGAUAAUUUUCCACUAUCAAAUCUAUUGAUUAAGGAAUUGUGUCAUUUCAAUCCCUCUUUGCUGACAUUAGUCUCACACAAAGACAAAUUAAUCUCAGUACAAUAAAGUUGAUCACGUUUUUUCUUGAAAUUUUAGCAAAAGAAACAGACAGUUUUAGAAAAUUUGCAUCAUAUAUUAAACAAGCUAUUUUUUUUUAAUUUGAGUUGUAUAAUUCUUUGGAAAUAGGGAUAUGGAAAAAAUAGUUUGGGUGCUUGUAAGACAUCUUGUAUGGUGAUUACGUUGUGUAUAUUAUAACUAUUUUAACUAGAAAAUUUUGUGUGUUAAAUUUAAUAAGAUGUAUUUAUCCAAUAGUAGAUGUAAUGUUUACUAUUUUGUUAGAAACAAUGCACGUAAGGGGUGCACAUUAAUA
Hydractinia symbiolongicarpus is the source of this 3032-nucleotide messenger RNA. Its product is annotated as hexosaminidase D-like. Gene Ontology annotation, molecular function: hexosaminidase activity. The coding region runs from base 74 to 1936 and encodes 620 amino acids. The transcript has 3 exons. Gene Ontology annotation, biological process: carbohydrate metabolic process. The record is from RefSeq and is a predicted model, not a curated record. NCBI's taxonomy places the organism in Eukaryota, Metazoa, Cnidaria, Hydrozoa, Anthoathecata, Hydractiniidae.